This is a messenger RNA of Drosophila mojavensis, 5481 nucleotides long. RefSeq lists its product as uncharacterized. Lineage: Eukaryota; Metazoa; Arthropoda; Insecta; Diptera; Drosophilidae. The transcript is spliced from 4 exons. The coding region runs from base 60 to 584 and encodes 174 amino acids. The record is from RefSeq and is a predicted model, not a curated record.
AGCCGGAAUCAUUAUCACCUGUCAUUGGCGCAAAGCAAUUGAAGUGAAGAGAACUUGAGAUGCCAAAAGUCGCCCACUUGCUGGCAUUUUAUGUCAUUUGCCUGUCCCCCUGUUUGGCCAACGCUCUCGAGUGCUACGUCUGCAGCUACCUGCUCGGCCAGAGCGAUGCCACCUGCCUGACGAAUGCCACCGCCGUGCGCGCCCUCAACUGCACCAAGAAGUACUGCCUCACAGUGCGGCAGGAGGCGAUUCAUAAUGGGAACAAAGUCAUUUCCUUUCUACGUGACUGCCAGGAUAAGCCGACGAUACCGAAUGGAGUUAGGACGGACUCCUCGUCUCGCACCUACUACCGCUCCUGCCAGCUGAAUCUAUGCAAUGGGCACAACGGACGCGUCUACAACACGAGUGGUAGCCUCACCAUCGGUGCUGGUGCUGGAGCUGGUGGCUCGGCUGGGGCAGGUGGUGGGGGCAAUCACAACGCCAUUAUACCUGGCAAGAAUGGCAGCCACGGCACAGGGGCUGGGGGACUUCAACUGGUGGUGCUGCUGUUUGCUGUUGUGGUGGCUGUUGCUCGCUGGCUGUAAUUAGCAUAAAAUGGAUGUUCCGCAAUAUGACAAAAAAAGGACACGCUCGAUUCUAAUCCCAAUGUCUGUCCAGAGAUGAAAAUAAAAAGUGCCGCCAGCAGCCAAUUAAAACGCAUUUAGCUGCUGUCUGAGCUUAUGGCAGAGCCAGUGGCUCGUUUCUCGUCCCUUGCAAUACUUUGGACAGUUGAAGAGGUCAACGGGCUGUGACCUCCCAAACUAGACUUCCGCACAUGUUGACCGCAAUUCAGAAAUGUGGGCGGGGGGCCUUCAAUAGCUAGCUCAUUAAAAUAGAAUUAAAUACGCGUUAACGGCUAACAUAAAUUCCAGCUAAUAGCCAGACUUUUCAGUCUCUGUCAUGAGUCGACGACAUUUUUAUGUUCAUUUCUAGAAAACACAACACAAAAACAACAUUCGGCUGGCGGCAAACAUUUCAAGUACACAAAUGUCGCACUGGCAGGUGAAAACAACAAAAUAAUAAAUACAGCUCAGCUAUAUAUCCUUUUAAUUGAAACCAAAAAUAGCCCAAGCUGCUCUAUUCAUCCUCAAUUCACUGUUGACUAAGAAGUAAGCUCAAGACUCAAGACUCAAAUAUAGCUGCAGAGCUCUAGAGUGAACAGCCACUCAGCUCAGCAAAUAGGCGCAUGAACCUUACCUAGAGUCUAACUAGUGAGAGAGAGAGUGAGUGAGUGUGUGUGUGUGCAUGUGAGAGGCUGCUGAAGGAUUUAGUUCUGUAUUUUUCUUCUCUGCUUUAACAAAGUUAAUUGAAAUGUUAAAGAAAAUACGUUUAGUAAUUGAAAUCGAUUAAAAACUAGGGCACGCUAAUAACUUAAAAGGGAGGGAGAGAAAACUUUCGAUAACAGUACGUAUGCGUGCGCCUGUGUGUUUGUGUGUGUGUGUGUUGACUUAACGCAUUAAAGUUUCCACGAGUUAAACUGUAGCAUGCUUGUCACUUGCCGUUGUCGCUGACAUUUGACGUUGCUUUUGCUUUGCUUUUGCUCCCUUGACAUGCUUUUGGCGCUUGGAAAUACACGAAAAAUGUUUGCAUGGCAAACAAAUCGCUGUGUUUGCCUUACCUACUCCUCCUGCGCCUCCCCCUCUGGCAACUCUGCGUGUGUCAUUCGUGCACACUGUGACAUGCACACUGAAAGCGAAAGCACAUCGCGCAACAGACCCCAUUCCCAUUCCUGUUUUUCUUUCUUUUUUUUUUAUUUUUUUUAUUUGGGUUUGGACAGCAAUUACAAUUUCAGAUUGAAAAUGGCCAGCAGAGCGCGUCAUAUAAAAUUUCCGAUUUGCCAAUUGAACUAAAUGAACAUUUUGUCGCAUCUCUGCAAACUAGAAAUAUCAAAGCCAAUUAGCGCAGCUCUAUGAAUAAACGAAAUUAGCCAAUAAAUAUGGAAUGUGGUAAUGUGUGUCAUCAAUCAUCUGUAAUCAAUCAAACUUGCAUUGGGCACAUAAAACAUACUCAAAAUGGGAGUUGGCCAUAAUUAUUUAUUAUUAAUAUUUACCCAGUCAAGGACCAAGCAAGUUCCACAUAAACAGAACAAAGUUAAACAAUCUGUAAUGAUAUUUAAUUUCCAUUUUUUUUUUCUUUUGUUGUGACCCCAAUAUAUGAUUUCAUCACACCUCAGCAGCCACAACACUUAAGUAUAUACAAUUAUACGUCCCGUAAGUCGAGCAAUAAUAAUUGGGGAAUUGUGAGCCGAGAGAGAGGGAAAGACAUAAAGGUACAAGUGUCUGGUCGAUUUAAUUUCAUUGAGGAAGUCGUUUGCGUAUAACAAAUAUUAUCUUGUGCCCAAUAUGCAGAGAAGGCGAUACGGAUUCAGAAAGCGGGAAUGUUCCCGAAAUGUUCUGCUGUCAUGCUGUCGCAGUCCACAGCAUAAUAAACAAGGCAGUUGAUAUGUAGCAAAGAGGCGAGACAAAUUACCUAAAAUAUGCAAGACUUUUUGAAAAAUACAAUUUUUUAAAGGAGACUGCUCUACUACGUGAUUCCCUGAGCCCGUAGAGGGACUCAUACAUAUGUUAAUAAUUCCUCGUUCCUUUCCUGCUUACAAAAACAGCACAUGAACGUCCAUAAGCAGUGCUGCCUGCUUAGCCUAUUUCAAGCUAGAUCGAGCCUCUUUGAAAGAUGUGUAGCCAAUUGAUAAUAAAUCCAUUGAAAAUGAGCUUGGAAUGUAAGAGAUUGAGGUCGAUUUUAGUCCUUAAGAGAGCCAUAGAAUAGAAGAACAGAAGGAGAAACUACUGUGUAUGCCAACUAAUAAUUAGUAUUAUUAAUGUACAUAAGCUAUUUAGCAUAUGAACAUUCAUAUAUUGUAUAAUGAGGUAAACCUAUAUAAGUAUGCGUGGCCAACACCAAUAUAUCAUAUAUUUGGUUGUAAAUCUGUCUCACUAUCUGUCACACAGUUUGUCUCUCUGCCUGUCUGCCUUAGAGAAGCACGGUAUGAGAAGCUCAAUAGAAGAUCGUUUAAUUUGUUUCUAUGUAUGCAGCAGUAUUCAUUUGGUGCUUAUAUUCAAGUAACACGAAGCUAGAAUACUGGGAGCAGCUGAGAGUGCUCCCAUUGGUCUUUUAAAGCUCGGUGUCAACGAUCUCUACCUGGUGCCGAGCUCAACAUUUGAGAGCACCUUCGGGUGUGAGUGAAACUUGCCUUAUAUAAAGGGCAGCAGCUGUAGCAUCUCUUCAGUCGUCCAGGCCAGUCGUAGAGUGCAGUAGAGUAAAGUGAAGUGUGUGGUCGUUCAGUUAAGCAUUAAAGACUUGGAGAAGAGACAUUUACUUAUAGUCUUUGCUCUGGCUAUAGCUAAUUUAGCUUUCCAAGAAUGGGAGGCAGAAAUGGACCAACUGGUUGUCAAUUUCCCAACCAAGUGGACGUUCGCUUUGCUAGGAAACUAUAUUUUCCGCAACUUGUGUUAGCUUUAGCUCAAUGGAUAGUUGAGUAAAGAUUCUCAGAGUUAACUUAAUGAUGUGCCUAUUUCAAGAUUCUCAGAGUUAACUUAAUGAUGUGCCUAUUGCAGUGCCUCCAGUACUCAACACAGCUAAGCUUUAGCAGCUGGCGCUGAGUCCACAAUUUGUGCUGCAUCCAUAUAAUAAAGUCGAGGUGCUUGUCAAUGAAAUGGCUUCAAUCAACAAACCUGUGAUAUCGCCCACAUCAAGAAAAUUGCUCUGCCAGCUGGCCAUAGCCUCUGGCUAGUGCCUGACUUCUCAUUGGUUGGCCCUCGUUGAAAUGCAGCACCAUUGUGACAAUAGCCGUGGCGUGAGCUCUUUGACGCCAAAGCAACGAGAAAUCAACUUGAACUGGUGUCAACUCUUUCUGCUCCAACUACAAAUGGCUUGACCCGAGUCGCAGCUUGUCUGGACUGGAUCAAGGAUGACACGCACAUAGACCACUGAAUAUUCUCUUAUUGGAAUAUAACACUUAAAGCCAGUUGUCUUUCACUUUAGCAAGAUUUGUUGUGCUUUUCCUUUAAGACACACAGCACAGCCCAACCUAGCCAGGCCCUCCUUUUCUCCUUUUGGGGCACUGGGCCCAGUUGUGUGUCAAGUCGGAGACUUUAGCUGUCUGCUUGAGGAAGGUGUGUGUGCCACAUUAUAAAUUUACUUCGUUUGUCUUUCGUUGCUGCCCAGAUAGCCAGAUAUUAAUGGUUGGGGCUGACAGCUUUGUAUGCCACCAGAGAUAUUACAAGUCAACAGUGGGUCCGGGUGUGGGGCAUUGUGGUUUUGGUAUUUCGUUCAAUGACUGCGUCGACAUUAUUUCCAUUACACCCAUUUAGUUGUCGCUGCGUGCACUAAACUUAUUCAUUGACGACAGCAAUUUGUGGUCCUGUGGCGUGACAGAGAGAGAGCGAGAGAGGGAGAGAGGGACAGGGAGUAGGACAGGGGACAGGGGCCUGCGGAAACAGACGGACAUUAGUUGGCUCCGUUUAAUGCCCAAUUGGCAUUACAAUGGCUGCUCCCGCAACUGAGUUGGCUGCCUGCAGUGCAUUGAACUUGCAUGCUCAGAACUCAAUUGGCAUUUCUCAACGUCUCAACGUCUCGUCGUCUCAGUCUCUUUGCUGUCUGCCCCUCUCACCUACCCCCUUGGGGCAGUCAUUUGUACCGGAAACUAUGCAAGCAUUUUACGAGCUAUUUGACCGGUCGAUGAAGUCAUACUCAUUACUAAUGCACACACCUUCAAGGUAUUGCUGGCUAGGCUGAGGUCCCUCUGUGUCGCCCCCGCUCAAAGUAAAUACAAUUUAUUGCUGCCCAUUUGCCAAAAAGAUCAGAGUACAGAAUUAAAACGAACUUUCGCCAAAAAAUAAACAGAAAUAUGGAAGAAAAUAUCAAAAAGCGGGAAGACAGCUUGCAAAUUGCACAAUCGCAGUGCAUAUGUUAUAAAUUUACAGAAAAUAAAAAACAAAAAAUUCACAAAAAUAAUAAUAAUAAAAAAAAAAAUUAUAUAUAAAAUUAAAAAUCGAGCAACUCAGCGACAACAAAAGCCAACAACAAAAGGCAAACUCAAAGAAGGCGGAACAUCCGACUAAAAGUCGCGUGAUUUAUGCCCAGACACAGCCACGCCCUGCAUACCUCCCCACCUACCCACACCCCCUACAGACAACUGGAGCAGAGAUUUUGGUGGGCGUGUGAGCAGUGCAGCCCAAGAGGCACGUCCGCACUUGUCUAGCAUCUUAUAAAAUCGAUUGAUUUCUUGUUGAGUGGAAUCAAUUUAAUAAUGAUUAUCUCUAAACCGAAAUCUAUAUACAAUAAAUUCGAGAAAAGUCGUAAGAUCAUCAUCGGUAUUUAUAGAGAGCUGUGGUGAAAUCUGAAGGAUAAGUAUUUAAAUUAAUGACUUUCGCCUAUUUAUAAACACAUCCAUUGUUUUUGACCUUUGUAAGAUAAUUAGACAGCUCACAAAUCGUAAUGUUUAGC